This is a messenger RNA of Psilocybe cubensis, 726 nucleotides long. RefSeq lists its product as uncharacterized. The record is from RefSeq and is a predicted model, not a curated record. Lineage: Eukaryota; Fungi; Basidiomycota; Agaricomycetes; Agaricales; Agrocybaceae. Gene Ontology annotation, molecular function: cellulose binding. Bases 1 to 726 code for a protein of 241 amino acids. The transcript has 4 exons. Gene Ontology annotation, biological process: carbohydrate metabolic process. Gene Ontology annotation, cellular component: extracellular region.
AUGACGAGAUUGACUUUUAUAUUGGCAGUAUCGUCCGCCAUCAGCUAUGCCUCUGCUCAAUCGCCAGCAUAUGGCCAAUGCGGAGGUCAAGGCUGGUCGGGCGCCACUACCUGCGUCUCUGGAUGGACGUGCACAUACUCCAACCCAUACUACUCGCAAUGCCUUCCAGGAGCUGCAUCUAGUGCACCAAGCACGACUGCCCCAUCGUCAACUGGAGGCGGAGGUUCACCACCAUCCUCGACAUCAACUGCCACAGGAGGAUCUGCUACACUUCAGGCUGGCUACUCGUUCAUCCGAGCUGUUGAAGACCCCAACUUCCACAAAUACUUGCAAUCUGAGAUACUAAACACGGCAUCUGAUGCCGUUCUCGGAGACCCAAGCACAGCUGCUCAGUUCCAAAUUACGAAUGGGCAAUUAAUCCAGAAUGCAAACGGAACACCGCUCUACGCUAUUGUCGAGCCUCGGGCAAACUCAACGGUCAACAAACUUAAGGUAUCGUGGUCAAAAACGCCUGCCACCAGUGGCACCUUUGUCUUCAGUGGAGAUACUGUCGAGUGGAGUACCCCUGACAUUACCAGGCCACAAGACAACGCAUGGCUGGUAUGCCCCGACGCCGCGGGCAACAAACUCCUCUAUGUUAACCUCGGCGCUUAUGACUACAUGACCCCAGCUGGGUGCGCAGAUGAAACAAUUCAUGCAUACACCGGAGCUACUGCUACGGCUUAG